Molecule: messenger RNA, 1778 nt
Organism: Parasteatoda tepidariorum (common house spider)
Lineage: Eukaryota; Metazoa; Arthropoda; Arachnida; Araneae; Theridiidae
Product: transcriptional regulator ERG homolog
Biological process (GO): regulation of transcription by RNA polymerase II; cell differentiation
Cellular component (GO): nucleus
Molecular function (GO): sequence-specific DNA binding; DNA-binding transcription factor activity, RNA polymerase II-specific
Source: RefSeq, a predicted model, not a curated record
ACCGAUUGGAUAAGGCAGAAAUAUUUAUCGUGGUCCUUCGCUGAGGUCAGUUGAUUUGACUUCAUCGCCUGACCCCAGGAAGUCCUGAACUAGUCCAUCACUUGAUAUUGAUAAGGAUCGUCCUUCCGAUGUUACUUCCUGAUUAUUUCCAAGUCCUUUAAAGUUACGUUUGACCACGUGUUUUUUCUAAGAUAGCCUUUUGAAAAAAUUAUCAAGAAUUACAAAACAUUUCAUUUUUAGAACUUUGAUGAUAAAAUAUCAUUUAAUUCACUUUGAGAUACUUACUGUUAAAAUGAAAAGUAUAGUUUCUUACUUUUUAUAACAAGUUCUAUUUAAACUCUGAGAAAGAACAAUUUUUUGGAACAAGAAGUAAAUAUUUUUAAAAUAAUGCAGCAACAAAGCAAUGACAAUAACAUCAGACAGUUUAGUUAUGAAUUAUUUUGUAUUAUGUUAAAAGCAUCUGAACCAAGCACCUAAUAGUCAAGAAGUAUUUUCAAGAACUGAGUAUCAUAAUUGCUGACGCAUUCCACGAAUAAAAUGCUUUACAGUGAUAGUUCUGCUUACACCGAAGCGCUGAGAAAAAACGCUUGGAAUCCAGCUACGGCUUCGUCACCUACAUAUGAAGCGGCAGCUUCUGUGACCGCUGGUUUUGCUAGUCACUUAUCGGCAAAAGCCUCAGAAUCUCAGUCACAAGUAACUGAUCCAUAUCAAUUAUUGAGUGCUGCAAGUAGUAGGUUAGCAUCACAAGGAAGUGGGCAGAUUCAGCUUUGGCAAUUUCUCCUUGAGCUUUUAUCAGACAGCACCAAUUCUAGUUGUAUUACAUGGGAAGGAACAAAUGGAGAAUUCAAGCUAACAGACCCAGAUGAAGUAGCCAGGCGAUGGGGCGAGAGAAAAAGUAAACCAAAUAUGAACUACGACAAACUUAGCAGAGCACUUCGAUAUUAUUACGAUAAAAACAUCAUGACCAAAGUUCAUGGCAAGCGCUAUGCAUACAAAUUUGAUUUCCAUGGCCUUGCCCAAGCUUGUCAACCAGGCGGUAAUGAUCCAACAACAUAUAAAUUCCAAUCUGAUUUUUUCUUGCCAGCAUAUCACGCACCAAAAUUAAAUUAUCUGACGCCAAGACCAAGCUCUAUUCCAGCGACUUCCCAAGGGGCUCUGUUUAACCCGGCUAUGUCCAGUUCAUAUUGGUCUGGUCCAUCUCCAGCUUGUAAUUUGUACCCAAACAUACCUGGCCACUCACUGUCUCAUCAUGCCCACAGAACGAAUGGACUGGGAGCUUAUUAUUAAAUGAAGUCAAGAUAUGAAAUGAAACUUGUGCGCUGUGAACUGUUCUAAACACGGAACAUUUACUCUUUCAUUCCGGUUCAGUUUGCAUUAAUUUUCUUUCUCCAGUGAAAAUGAAUUCAAAUUUAAUUGCAUUUACAACAUUUUCGACCUAAAAAUCUAAUUUUAUCAUUUAGGUAUGAUGAAAACUGGAAAAAAAAUGAUGAAUUAACUCUUAAUGUCACUCAAGUUGGAGUAAAACUUAACCAUAAACUAUGAUGUGUACGUCAGUUUGGUACACACGAUUCUAGUCAAAAUAAGAAAAGCAGGUAAACCUGUGAUCUGUGAUUUGAUUAAUGUUUGCAUCCACAUCCCAGUGAUUUCACUUAUUUAAAUUUUAUUCAAACACUAUUUCAAUUAUUUUUGUCCUUCAAUUCAAGGAAUGUGUAAGAAAAUGUAAGCUUAAAGGAAAUAAAUUUCAGAGCUGAUAUUAUAUUCAUGAUGUAAAUAUAAGA